Molecule: messenger RNA, 312 nt
Organism: Strongylus vulgaris
Lineage: Eukaryota; Metazoa; Nematoda; Chromadorea; Rhabditida; Strongylidae
Source: the annotation of a GenBank genome assembly
ACUAAUCGAAUUACUGCAAACAAUACGUUAGUAGCAGCCAAUUGUCGUGAUGCUGACUUGGCCAGAUUUAUGAAUAAUGCAAUGACAAGAUAUAUUCACAAUAUGGGAAGUUUAAGCAAGGAUAUUCUUGACCAGAUUGUCGCAUAUCGCAAACCAGGCACGUGGUUAGUACAUGCGGAAAUUAUCAGUGGACAGGCACAAGGUCGUGACUGGCAAACUACAACUAAUGGCGAUGUGUUCAGUGGCAGGAGCCUUUAUGGAUGCUUCUUCCACGACACGCAAACGUAUAUUUUGGUGCUGAGAUUAUUUUAG